Messenger RNA from Onthophagus taurus, 6396 nucleotides. RefSeq names its product zinc finger protein castor homolog 1. Gene Ontology annotation, biological process: regulation of neuron differentiation; positive regulation of transcription by RNA polymerase II. Gene Ontology annotation, molecular function: DNA-binding transcription factor activity, RNA polymerase II-specific; RNA polymerase II transcription regulatory region sequence-specific DNA binding. Lineage: Eukaryota; Metazoa; Arthropoda; Insecta; Coleoptera; Scarabaeidae. Gene Ontology annotation, cellular component: nucleus. The record is from RefSeq and is a predicted model, not a curated record.
CGUCAGUACGCCGCUGAUCGUCGUCCGCGAUCGAAAUCCGCCGCCUUUGAUUUUUGUUUUUUUUUGUAAAUUAACUAAAAGGAUUUUUGAGUGAAAUAAUUAAAUCAUAAAUUAAGUGUUUGGGGGCGAUUCCCCCCAAAAAAACUUUUAUUAAAAUCCUUAAUCAUUUGUGUUGUGCCAAAUAUUUCUUUUUUUUUGGUGAUUUGUGGGGUGAUUUGUGGAAAAAUGCAAUUAAAACAACCACGAUAAGUAAUGAUUAUUGGAUGGUGCUUUCGAUGGCAUCGGUUACCACUGGGUUAAUCUCGCCCAACGCCUACGGUUUAAGUUCCGAUAAAGUGUCUAAAAUGGCUGUGCCUAUCCAAGAAACAUCGGAUUACUUCCGUUCCGUGCCGGUUUUCGCGCAACAACGUGCAACAUCGAGCGAUUCCGAACCGGAAACCGGAUCCUACCAUCAUCAUCAAUCACCCUCGAAAUCAAUGAUAAACGGUGAACUCCCGAAACGAAACAAACGCAAAAACUUCAAACCGAGAUGUUCAAACGUAAGCAGCUAUUCGGACAACGAAAACGACUCAGUUUUAAACCUAUCGGAUUCCUUAACCAACAACAACAACAACAACAAAAAUUCACCGUCGAGUAUAAAUAGAAGAAGAAAAACGUUAAGUACGAGAAGGGUCGUUUUAGACCCGCGGUUUUCGCCGAUGGAUUUAAGUAAGAACGUUCUUGAAUUAAGCGAUUCCGGUUCGGAUGAUUCCGAGUUCGUCGAGAACUACGAGGACGAUGAGAACGAUGAUUUAGAGAACGCUAGCUCGGAGAAUGAUAGUAAACUAUCGAAUUUUUCGAUUCAGAAUUUAUCGAAACCGCACGUCAGUGAUUUUGCCUCGGCGACUUCCGGUUUAAGUCACGGCCAAUUAAACGAAAUGAGAGAUUACGCUAUGAAUACGAUGAGGGAGUUGCUUAGUAUAUAUGGGUUAACUUCGGAAGUUGCUGAGUCGAUUUCAAGACAACUUCCCAUGGCUGCUUUUAAUUCUGGUAAAAUUCUCGAAAACCUCACCCUCGAACCAUCGAAAUCCCACCAAGGACCACCUUCUCAACCCCCAACACCACCAAGUACGCCCCUCUCACCGAAAAUAUCCGAUUUACCAAAAUUCUCAACCCCCAGUUCUUUCCCGAACAUCCCUAAUCUUACCAUCACCCAAAGCACCGCGGUUAGUUCCGCUUCGAGUUCGAACCAAACCGGAUCAAGCUCAACCACUCAAAAGGCACCUUUAAAUUUAGAAAUUGGGAGAAAAAAAUCGAAAAGUUCUGUGCAAUUUUCAAACGGCGGUAAUUCAUCGAAAGGACUCGAUUUAAGUGCGGUGUCAUCUCAUCAACACCCAGAUUUUAACCCGUUUAGUCAACAAUUCGAAGAUGGAUUAAUGGUUAAAAUGAUCGAAGGAAAAGAAGGGAAAAGUCAUCAAAAUAAUCGGGGCUAUUUGGUUCAAUUUGGAGCAUUAAAAUCCGAAGGGGACAGUCCACCCCCCAUGGAGACGAACCCCCUCAAUGCGAUGAUGGCGCAGAGUUUAGCUCCAACCCAAGCUCAUCGCGAUCUCCACCAACCUUUAUUAAUCAACAAAACCCAAAGCCAAAUGGAUUACUCGAAAUACGUUAAGAAAUUCUCGUCGUCUUUAGAAUGUGGUAGCUCUUAUUGUAAAGAUUUAAAUUAUAGAGAACAUUUUCAUUGCCUCGAUUGUAAUUCGCGCGUAUUUAUUAAAAAAGAGGAGAUGAUCCGCCAUUUUAAAUGGCACAAAAAGCGAGAUGAAUCGUUACAACACGGAUUUAUGCGAUAUAGCCCUCUCGAUGAUUGUUCCGAUCGCUACGGGAACUGCACUCACAACAAAAAACAAACUCAUUAUCACUGCAUAAAGGAGGGUUGCGAUAAAGUGUACAUCUCCACGUCCGAUGUUCAAAUGCACGCGAAUUAUCACCGGAAAGAUUCGGCGAUAAUCCAAGAAGGAUUUCAACGGUAUCGAGCAACCGAGGAAUGUGGUGCCUCGUAUUGCGCGUUUUUCGGGCAAAGAACCACUCAUUUUCAUUGUCGUAGAGCCGGGUGUCGAUUUACAUUCAAAAAUAAAUCCGAUAUGGAGAAACACAAAUCGUACCACAUCAAAGAUGAGCAACUAUCGAGAGAUGGGUUCAAAAAGUUCAUGAAAAACGAAUCGUGUCCAUACGAAAAUUGCCGCUUUUCGAAAGUCUGCAACCAUAUUCACUGCAUUCGCCCGCAAUGUAACUACGUCCUACAUAGUUCCGGGCAAUUAUUCUCGCAUAAAAGGAAACACGAAAGGAAAGAUUCAGAGUUGGCUUAUCGAAAAUACAAGUUAGCGCAAAGUAUGAUGAAAAGUUUGCAAGAUGGGGGAAUUGGAUUGCCGUUUCCGGGGGGGAGGGAGUACGAGCAGCAAUUCGAGGGGUUAAAUUUGAGCCUUUUUAGUCAAAAUUCAUCCAAUUUGUCCACGUCGGAGACUUUGAGCGAGCGGAACUCGCCGAUUAGUUACGAUGACCCCGAAAGUUCCGUCAUCGAUUUAUCCGCCAAUGAAUCGAGCGUCAAUCAAAUGGAGGAAAAGUACGAAAAUCCCAACUGGAACAGCGAAGAUUUUUGGAAAAAGUAUUGCCAAUUUUUUUCGAACCAAGAGAGAUGCCUAGAAACGUGCGAAUACCUCUAUAACGACCAUUAUCAUUGUUUCGCCGAACAUUGCAACAUGGUUUUUAAUUGUAAAGACGGCGUUCGAGAGCACGCAAGAAACCACGAACAACAAGAACAAAUAACCGAAAAUUAUUUCACAACGGCUCAAAACGGGGGUUGCGAAGACGGCUGCAUCUACGAGGACAAAGAAAAACAUUAUCAUUGCAAUUGGGAGAAUUGCCGCGAGGUGAUUUUACCCAACGAAAAACCAUUUCGUCGAUUAGAACAUUACAAGAUGCACGAGUACUCGAAAAAAUUAAGUUUGACGAAAGAUCCUUUGACGAUGACGCAUCUAGCCACCUCCAUCGAUGGGAUGUUUUGCAGGAAAAGGGGGAGACCCCCCAAAAAUCGGGUUAUCGAGGUUUGGAAUGAUUAUGCCCCAAUGGGGAGUCAAAGUUUGAUGGAUUCGCCCCAAGCGAUAUUUACAAGCUUUAAGUUGCCAAAACCAUCAACAGUGAUGCCUCAAAGUAACUUAAAAGAACCAGAACCAGACUCAAACGAUGAAAGAUCGUGUUCACCACCAACUAAUGUACAAGAUUAUAGUUUGCAAGGAUUCGAUAUUUACAACGAAAAUACAAAAUGCACAGACACGCUUUGUCCGUAUUUAGGGAACGUCCAUUACCACUGCAAUCAAAAUCGAUGUCUUUACGUUACCGAUAAAGAGGACGUUUUGUUGAUGCAUAGCAAAGAUUUUCACGAUAACAUCGAGAUUUUGGACGGAUUCGAAUUUUACGACCGAAACGUCGAUUGUCGCCUACAAAAUUGUCCCAGCAACAAAGUAAAUCGUCAUUUUCACUGCACAAGAUUAAAUUGUAACUACUCUUUCGUUCAAUACUCAACGAUGGCUGUCCACCAACAAAAACACAACGAAGAAAAGCUACUAUCGGAAGAAAACAACCCAAUUAAAAUCAAAAACGAAUUCAAAGACGAAGAUAACCACUUAAUUUACCAACACCAACAACAAUUCAAAGCGAUGAACUUGAGUAGUAGUCAAAGUUUGGUUCAACAAAGCGAAAAUAAGAUUUCAGUUGUAAAAGCUUCGGGCACUUUUUAUCCGUUAUCGACGGUGCCUUCGGAACAGAAACUUCAAGCCUACGAUACCAAAUCAACUCCUUCAGAACCACCACAAUCGCUCAACCAAAUCAACGAUCCAACCUCAACCAACAACACCUUAUACAGCCCAGAAAUAAGUUGCAGCAGACCUUUUUGCAAAUUAAAACGGAAAUACCAUUACCAUUGCAACGCCUGCAACCAAGCCUUUUCCGAAAUCGAUAAAUUAAUGGUGCACGUUGCAAAACACAGCAGCGGGGUCUUAAACCAAGAAGACAACAACAACAGUAAUAAUCGCCAAUCCCCCGAGAAAAAGCCCCCGCCAUCACAACAACAACAACAACAACCACCCCCAGAAAUGAAAAUAAACGUAGCACCUUUACAAACAUUACAACAAACACCGAUUCAAAUGAAUAAAUCCGACAGCGACAUCUCCCCGCAACAACAACAACAAUCGGCGUAUUUAACGCCAUCUUUUGACGCUGCGUAUCACUUCGGGAAUUUUCCCGCGAAUUUAGCGACACAAUUUGCGUUAAUUAAUCAACAAUCGAUGCAAAAUCCGUUUCUGCAUCAAACGUUGUAUCAAAAUCAAUUGAUGUUUCAACAUUCCGGGUUGAUACAAAGCGGGUUGUUAGCGCCGCCACCUCAAGCGCCCUACCCCACGGAAAAUAUGACGUCGCCUUUAGCGGCGAUGGCGGCAAAUUUGAAUAAACGCGCGCUAAGUCCGCAUCAUCACGAGGUGAUGUCGCCGGAACAAAAAAAGGCGAGGAUACAGAAUUCGAUGAGAAUUUUGAAGGAUGAGCCGGUGCCGGAGGGUUAUUUGAGGUUUCGGUUUAAUGAGGAUUGUCAGUAUCAGCAUUGUGGGUAUCGGGAGCAUCAGACUCAUUUUCAUUGUCAGCGGCAGGAUUGUGGGUACAGUUUUUGCGAUAAAACUAGGUUUGUGCAGCAUACGGCGCGACACGAAAGGUUGGAUACGCUGAUGGGGGGCGAUUUUCAACAGUACAGGGCGAACGUUGCGUGUGGUAGGCCGGAUUGUGCUUACACGAAUAAUUUGGGUUCGACCCAAAACAAAGCCUCUCACUUCCACUGUUUAAAAUGCGAUUUCGUGUGCACCGACACGAACAAAGUGGUCGCGCACCGAAGACAACACCAAAAAUUGGACUCAAUUCAAGCGGCGGGUUUCGAAAAAUUCACCCCGAGCCAACAUUGUCGCGCCCCGAGUUGCCAACAUAGCGGCAAACAGACUCAUUACCACUGUUUAUCGUGUCAGUACGCCGUGUUGGGGUUAGCGCAGAUGUCGGCCCAUAAAUAUCGACACAUGGAAGGUUAAAAAUGAUUUUAAAGAAUUUUUAUUAUUAGUUUUUUUUUUAUUAUUUGUAAAUAGAAAUGAAGGAUUUUUUUUAAAUUUUGUUUUGUUGUAAAUAUUAGAUUAUUUUGAGUAAAUUUGAUUUUAAACUGUUAGAUUUUAAGAUUUUUAAUUUUCUUUUUUUGUACAAAGACUACGAUUAUUGACGACUGAUGAAGAAAUGAAGACAACUUGAACAAAAAAAAUUCAAAUUAAUUUAAUUUUAUUUAUUUAAUGCGAGAUGAUUUAAUUGAUAAUUUAAUUCAUCUCGUAUUAUAUGAAAUAAUAAAUUAUUUUUUAAACUUAAGUGAUACGUUAGGGUAGUAUUAAACGAGAAAGAACCUGUAUUGAGGUGAAACACUUUAGGGAUCAACAAAAAUAAAUCCAACAACCAUAAAAGACAUUUUAGACGAAAAAAAAAUUGUAUAUAUAUAUUUUUUAAUUUCCGAUUUUUUUUUAUUAAUGUUUUUUUUUUAAUUUGUGUAGAUAUUAGUGCCUUAGGAAUUUUCUCUGGUACGUACAACUUCGAAACAAAUCAUUUUUUAGAAAAUCCCCGAAAAAAAAGAAUUUUUUUUAAGAAAAAAGGAAAUAACCGUGCCUUGAAACGAAAUCGAAGACACUAAAUUGAUUUUUUUACCUCAAUUUGAAUAAAUAUUAAUGGAUAUUCUAAAAAGAUUAACUUAGAUGACUUAGAGAAUUAUUUUUCGAAAAAUUUAUAUUAAAUUAAAUUAAAUGUAGGUGAUAGUGGAGAAAAAUUUAUCUAGAUUUUGAUAUAGAAAUUUUUUUAUAAUAAUAUAUUCUAUGAGAAGCUUAGAAUUUUGUAGAAAUUUAGACAUAAAUUGAAUUAUUAGAAAUAAAUGUUUUGCUAGCGAGGUAAAAACAUUAAAAGUGUCCAUUUUAGCACAACAUCCUUCUAAAACUCGUGGAUUUAAACUCAAAUGAUUAAACGAACGUCUAAUAUCAUUCCAAGUGCCAUAUUUAUGUGUAUACAUGUAGAAAUUCUUAGAUUUUUCCCAUUUCUUCUCCUUGUUCUUUAGAAAUAUUUUUGUAAAUUGUGAUUUUUAUGUGUGAAUUUAUUUGCCAUAAUCUAUUUAAAUUUUAUUAGUUAUUAAUUAAUCUCUUCAAUCUCUUUCACCCCCUUUUCUAGUCUCUAUAGGGUUUUAAUACUUAUUAUCUUUUAAUUUCUAGUAUUUCCACCGUACUGUUUACACGAAUAUAUACGCACCUUAGUUUAUUAAUUAAUUAAUUAAUAAAAUAAAUUUGAGAACUCAAACGGUUUUUAUUA